Molecule: messenger RNA, 306 nt
Organism: Pyricularia grisea
Lineage: Eukaryota; Fungi; Ascomycota; Sordariomycetes; Magnaporthales; Pyriculariaceae
Exons: 1
Coding region: 1-306 (101 amino acids)
Source: RefSeq, a predicted model, not a curated record
AUGAAGUUCUCUGCAACCUCCCGAGCUGCCCCUCCGGCGCCCUUGGAUUUCACCCACAGCCAGUACAAGACCCCGGGCAGCCCAGACUCUUCGAGGCCGCACUCUGGAGAUUACACCCUCUCCUUCCCCGACAGCCGCCGCCCGAACAAGCGCAAGGAUAGCUCCAGCUCCAGCAAGUCAUCAGGCUCCCUUGGCUCGUUGAGGAAGCCAUCCUCGCCCGGUACCGCCAACGCCCACUCGUACUGCGGCCGCCACAGCUCCCAAUGGCUCUUUAGCGGCUGGAACGUCUUCCGCAAGGGUGGUUGA